UGUUUACAAGAAAAGCGGUAAAGUUAAGUGCAGUUGAUUUUUAUCAUUUCCUGAUGAUCAAUAUAAUUUCAAGAGGUCCCCUUGAUAAUUUUGUAUAAAUCUUGCAUUAGAACAUUAUAUUUUUAUUUACCAUCUCGGACGUAUUUACUGCAACGAGAGGUAAAUUCAAGUAAAAUGUCAACCGCAUUUUAUUUCGCCGUACUCGUCGGGGUCGGUCUCAUGUCAACCCGUUACGUCACGUGCUUCACGAAUAAGGACUUCCUGUAUUUGGCUAUUGCAAAUGGGGCGGAAAUUGAAUCAGAUGACGCCUCAUACAACGCCACGCAGAACGAUGAUGACGUCAUAGAUCUUCCAGGUGAAUGGAAUGACGAUCUUGAUGUUGCUUACCUGAUCGCAAAGCUGGGAGAGAGAUCCAAUAAUGAUGAAACAGACAUUGAUCUGACUAACGUGGGGGACAUCGGUUCAGGAUGCAGUUGCCGCAGAUAUUCGUGUGGUUGCUGUGUUGGAAAGAGUUUCAGAGUCAAAAUCUGGCGCAAACGAAUCAGGUUCUCGUUUAAAGGUUGCAUCACUUUGACGUAUUUACCAAGACACACCGGCUUCCGGUUGACCAUAACCUUCAACGGGCGGCGAGUCUUCAAACGCGAAAUCUCGCUGCGUCACCCACCAAGGCUCUGCUACGGUGUCCCCGGUCUUCGAUGGGCCGCAAAAGUCUGCCUCGAGUUGUACAACAUCAACCUCGCCCAAAGACAAGUAUGCGCGCGACUGGUGGGACGCAUUAAUUUGAGGAUCAAGAAAUUUCGCCUCCGUCUCAAACUGGGAUGUUUCCGUAUUCCGAUCCUUUCCGAAGCGAUGUUAGCAAAAAUCACCGAUGACGACCGAAUGGAUUUCGGGCCCAUGCCGAAAGGUUUGGAAGCGAUGACGGCGGACAUUGCCGAUGAUGAACGCUUGACAUUUGAUCCCGUCAAAGGAGGAAACUUCAUUGACGAGGACGAACGUUCGGAAAUGACGCCGCUCUCAGAAUCGAAGAAGUUUCUGAGUAGUCUCAAAAACGUCAUGGUUGACGUUGAAAGCGUGGAAAAGGAAGGCCUUGAAAAUGACGUCAGCUACUAAUGACGAACAGUACCAUUAUAUGGACUUUUUUGCAACAUGCAUGUUUUUAAGUUAUCUCAAUAAUAUCAUCAACUUCCAACGGCCAAUUCUAUGCUGUUCUUAGCAUAGAUAUUGCCAUGAUAUCAAUAUAUAUUCACUUGAUAUUUAAUCUUGCAACUAAAGUGUCUCAAAAGGAAUAAACGGUAAAGAUUUCAAACCGGCUAAAACAACUAAUUCUCCACAUGCUAGCCGUUCAAAAUCAGUCAUACAACUCGAGUUCAUUUUCUUGAUGUUAAGUGUUAUAAAGUUUGAAGUCGUGUCCUGUUUUGCAUUGGAUAUCGGUCACUUGCCUGAGAUCCAAAUCAAAUAUCGAAUGGUUUCUUGUUUAAUGCCUUUGGGAUUUUAUGACGUUUUCGGCCUUUAAGCUCACUUGUUUAAGAAUAUCACAUCAUCUGCUGAUUUCUUAUUCUUGCAAAAACAGUAAAAAAAGUCAGAAAAACUAAGAUUUUAAAAUAAAACGAUCAGUACUUUUGUCUUAUAUAAGUAUAUUACCUUCUUUUUUGUGUGUGUUCGCUUUUAAUUAAAAAAUGUUUAAUGUAAUCAUUUCAUAAAUAAAAUUCUUUCUCUA
Molecule: messenger RNA, 1717 nt
Organism: Dreissena polymorpha
Lineage: Eukaryota; Metazoa; Mollusca; Bivalvia; Myida; Dreissenidae
Exons: 8
Coding region: 175-1110 (311 amino acids)
Source: RefSeq, a predicted model, not a curated record